AUGAAGUUCACUACUGUUGCUACUACUGCUGGCUUAAUUGCUUCAGCUCACGCUACUAUUGGUCUUGACAAGUCCAUCGGUGUUGGUGUUGGUGUCGGUGCUGAUGUCUCAAUCGAUAAAGGAAUCAACAAGAAUAAGCCAGCUCCUCCAGCUGAGAGUGAAUCUGCACCUGCGUCAGAAACUACUGCUGCUGAGUCAACUGUUUACUCAACCACCCACGAUAUCGAAACCACUGUUCUCACAGUCACCAAGUGUAAAGAUAACGCAUGUUCAUCAGUCCCAGUUACCACUGGUGUUAUCACUGUCACUGACGAAACAACUGCUUACAUUACCUACUGCCCAUUGACCAGCACUGUCUCAACACCACCAGCUGCUUCAUCUUCAGUUGAAUCUUCUUCAGUUGAAGCAUCUUCAGCUGAAUCAUCCUCAGUUGAAUUAUCCUCAGUUGAAGUAUCCUCAGCUCCAUCUCCAUCUGCUUCUACCGUAACUGAUGUGGAAACCACCGUUGUCACCAUCACUUCAUGUCACGAAGACAAAUGUCACACCACUACUGCCACUACUGGUGUCACCACUGUCACCGAGGACACCACCAUCUACACCACAUACUGUCCUUUGACUUCGAGUAUCCCACCUCCAGUCAGCUCAUCAGUUGUGCCACCACCACCUCCACCACCAUCUUCUUCCGCUGUCCCACCAUCAUCAGUGUUGUCUACCACCACUGACAUUGAAACCACCGUUGUCACCAUUACUUCAUGUCACGAAGACAAAUGUCACACCACUACUGCUACUACUGGUGUCACCACUGUCACCGAGGACACCACCAUCUACACCACAUAUUGUCCUUUGACUUCAACUCCAAUUGUUGAAUCUUCAUCUACUCCAGUUAUCCCAUCAUCAUCUGCUCCAGUUGUGCCAUCAUCAUCUGCACCAGCUUCAUCACCAAGUGCUCCAGCCAGCUCGUGGGCACAUGCUUCAUCUGCUCCAGUUGCCCCAUCAUCAUCUGCUCCAGUUGCCCCAUCAUCAUCUGCUCCAGUUGCCCCAUCAUCGUCUGCUCCAGUUGCCCCAUCAUCGUCUGCUUCAUCUGACGUUUCUAUCUAUGAAGGUGCUGCUGCUGCCAACAACGGCCCAGUUUACGCUUUGUUGGCUUUGGCUUUGGCUUACUUUAUGUAA
Molecule: messenger RNA, 1170 nt
Organism: Lodderomyces beijingensis
Lineage: Eukaryota; Fungi; Ascomycota; Pichiomycetes; Serinales; Debaryomycetaceae
Source: the annotation of a GenBank genome assembly